Messenger RNA from Penaeus indicus, 642 nucleotides. RefSeq names its product pro-resilin-like. The coding region runs from base 11 to 565 and encodes 184 amino acids. The transcript has 3 exons. Lineage: Eukaryota; Metazoa; Arthropoda; Malacostraca; Decapoda; Penaeidae. Gene Ontology annotation, cellular component: extracellular matrix. The record is from RefSeq and is a predicted model, not a curated record.
CGCAGCCGCCAUGAACACCAAGAUCAUCCUCGUGCUGGCCUUCGCCGCCGUCGCCGCCGCCGACAAGCCGAGCUUCUCCUACGGCGCCCCCAGGGUAGCAUCAAGGGAAUCCUUCGAGUCCUUUGAGUCCACUGAGGCCAAGUACGACUUCCAGUGGGCCGUCGACCAUGAUGACUCCGGCAAUGACUUCGGACAACAGGAGGCUCGUGAUAACGACAACACUCAAGGAUCCUAUUACGUGCAGCUCCCCGACGGCCGUCUGCAGAAGGUCACUUACUACGUGAAUGGAGACUCAGGCUACGUAGCCGACGUCAGCUACGAGGGCGAGGCUCGCUAUGACUCAGCAGAGUCCCGUGAAGCUCCCAGACCUGUCUAUUCAGCCCCUAGACCCGUCUAUUCAGCCCCCAGACCACGUUUCCCUGACUCACGUGAGUCCUUCGAGAGGCCCGCACCCAUCCCCGUCAGGCCUCGUCACUUCGAUUCCCGCGAAUCCUUCGAGUUCCGUAGCCUCGAGUCCCGUGAGUCCUUCCACUCAGAUGAGGACGUCCGCCGACACUUCGGUUGAAAAGCCACAUCCUAUAAUAAUCUAAAUUUCCAGUGUAGCGAAAGUAUUUAUUAGUGUGAAUGUGCCAAAUAAAUGAU